Messenger RNA from Plasmodium fragile, 2409 nucleotides. RefSeq lists its product as uncharacterized. The record is from RefSeq and is a predicted model, not a curated record. Lineage: Eukaryota; Apicomplexa; Aconoidasida; Haemosporida; Plasmodiidae. The transcript has a single exon. The coding region runs from base 1 to 2409 and encodes 802 amino acids.
AUGCACGGCGACAUUAAGAACGAUAUUAUUAAAAGCUUGCCCUUUACGUUCAGCAAGGUGGAGUUAGAGCCCUGCGAUGGAAGGGGACAGAAAGGGGAAACGAAACAGAACAAUAAGGAUGAUGCCCCCCCGCAUGUUGUGGACAAUACGCAGGAAGGUCACACCGAUGAGGGCAGCGACACAGGAGGGGAGAGUCCCUCUGAGGGGACUGACCACUCCAACUGGUACGAAUGUGCUGGGGGAGAAUUGAGGAAAGACAAGAAAAGGAAAGAAGCUUCAAAGGGAAGCCGCUUCAACGAGCAGGUAAACAAACAUCACUCGUAUGAACACGUACCUGCACGAAAUGGGCAAAAAAAAAACUCCGCAAAAAAGUCUGCCACAAAAUGGGACGCAAAGUCUGCCGCAAUGUCUGCCGCGAACCCCCUCAAACAGCAUCCUCCCCUGUGCGCGCACACACGCGGGAGAGACAUGAUAAGCAAAAUUAAAGAGCGACUCGCGAUGGGCGGAAUGCAAAAGGAUACUCAAGGGGUAGGGGAAGGAGAGGGAUUGCAUUAUAGCCCAGACGAAUGUAACGACAGAGCAUAUGUAAAUGUGGAGAGAAGCAAGGUAAAAAAUUGGAGAGUGCAAAAUUACCUUAACGUGGACAGGUUAAGCUUGUCCCUUUCGACCAGCAGCAUGGGGGGUGAGGGUGCAGGUGAGGAGGACGAUUUGUCCAGCGAUGGGGAGAGCCCCGCAAGACGGGUAAGUGAAGGAGGGAAUGACAUUUUCGGGGAGUCCCUUUUUUCUUCUUUCAAUUUGAACUUUGACCCGUUGGGGGGGGCAAGUGAUCUUGUGGGCGGGGCGAGUGAUCUUGUGAAGCGGGACGGCUUCUUCCUCACUGAUGCCCAUUUGAACACAAGCAUGAGGGAUUCUCCUAACCGGACUGAUGCGGACCAGGCGGUAGGCAAGGUGCCCCCCGUUGCAAUGCACAACACAGUUCACUCGCUGGAGGAAGACAAGGAAUUGCAUCUGUUCGACUCACUAAAAAAUUUAUACAAAAAUUACGACAAAAAAAUUAAGCUCAUUAAUUACACCAAAAUAUUAAAUACAAGUCUGUGCAAGCGUGUACAGGAUGUUGUGGAGGGUCCACAGGACAAGGUGUUUGAGACAAGCAGCGGUAAGGAUGGUAUGAAGGAUGCACGUAGGAGGAAGGGGGACCCCUCGAUGGGGAACAAAAUGACAGAGCAAAAUGUAAAGGCCAUUAUAAUGAAUAUAAAAAAAAGGCUCGGGUUUUAUUCCGGGGAGGAGCGACAGGAUAUUUUGAACAAGGGGUCAAAGAUGGAGAAGCGGGGGGAGAGGCGGAUGGAGAAGCGGGAGGAGAAGCGGAAGGAGAAGAAGGUGCGGCACCAGAAGAGACGCGAGAAGCGGUACCGUGAGAUGCGUGAAAACAAGCCCACCUUUUGCGACAGCCUAAAUUACUCAAGGGACGAGCCUCUGUCCGAUAGCGUCAUAAAGGAACUGUGCAAUGGGGAAGAACCCGACUCACUUGUAAAAGUAGAUGCAGCUAGCCAAAAUGCGAAAAAAUGGAUUCACAAGGGAGACAGCCAAAACCUCCUUAAUUAUAAAAGUUUCAUUUCGGAUGAUUUUAAUUUAUCACACGAUAGGGAUGACUUCCUUGGCUCAUCCGCAUCUCGUAACAGCCAAGGGGAAACCUUCCCGUCGUCCAGCGAAGGGUGCGCGAGCUCAGACAAUGAUGAUGUGUUCGCGCUGUCCACGUCCUCGGUGCAGUUUAAGCGGAGCUUCCUGCGGGCCAUAGGACGGGCCUCCAACGAAGUGGCCACUGAUCGAGAAGCCCACGCAGAGGAUGGCACGCAGCAGAAUGGCGCGCAGCAGCAGGAUGACGCACGCGGGGACACCCCAACAAACAAACAAACAGAAAUAAAAGGCCAAGAGGUAUUAAAAAGGGAAGAGGAGGUCCCAACAGGGACGGGUCAAAAUUGUUGUGGAAGCGUCCCCUCUUCAGGGGAGAGCCCCCCAAAGGAACAUAUCCUUCUAGAUGGAGAGCAGGGGGGACAUUCAAAAAUGAUUUUUCACAUUAAUAAAGAAAGUGAUGAAGAAAGUGAUGAAGAAACUGAUGAAGACAUUAAUGAAGACAAAACGAAAGAAUUAAUUUCACGUGGAGACAAGUAUGAUCAAGACAAGGAAACAUGUAUUGGUCAGUCGCCCAAGGAUUUUGCCACCGAGGGGCAGCAACAUUCUACAUGCAAAGGAAGCAAUUCGCAAAGGGGUGAAGAAAACGAGUCUAACAACGAAGUGAGAAAAACGGAAGGGGUAAAUAUUUUAUCACAAGAGAUGGAAGCCUACAUGCUGGAGGUUUUCAACAACCAAGUGAAGCACCUCAAUGAAUUGGUGACGAGCGCUUUGUCCUGA